Sphenostylis stenocarpa is the source of this 657-nucleotide messenger RNA. The record is from the annotation of a GenBank genome assembly. Lineage: Eukaryota; Viridiplantae; Streptophyta; Magnoliopsida; Fabales; Fabaceae.
AUGCCUUCUUCUCUUCAGUUGGAUAGGUUCAAUCCUUUCACCGACGCCGCAACCACCGCCAUCUCCAACGGCCUAAACUGCCCCAAACAGUCUCAAGUGCAGCCUUCCUUGCCCGGUCGUCGUCUCGUGGUGCCCUCUCUCCCGGACUCGGUGGCGCGGUACCACGUGCACGUGGCGGAGCCGAACCAGUGCUGCUCCGUGGUGAUCCAGGCGAUCAACGCGCCCGUCGCCGCUGUGUGGGCUGUGGUGCGGCGCUUCGACCACCCGCAGGGCUACAAGAACUUCGUGAAGAGCUGUCACGUCAUCACCGGCGACGGCAUUCGCGUCGGCGCCGUCCGCGAGGUGCUGGUGGUGUCUGGGCUCCCCGCUGAGUCGAGCACCGAGCGUCUGGAGAUCCUGGACGACGAACGCCACGUCAUGAGCUUCAGCGUCGUCGGUGGAGACCACCGGCUGAGGAAUUACCGGUCGGUGACCACGCUCCACGCGAGCGGGAACGAGACACUUGUGAUCGAGUCGUACGUGGUUGACGUACCGCAGGGUAACACUGUAGAGGAAACGUGUGUGUUCGUGGAGACAAUCGUACGUUGUAAUCUGCAAUCGCUGGCUCAGAUCGCUGAAAAUAGGACCCGAAUUUGUGAUCAUGAAAACUGUCACUGA